CUAUGCGAUUUUCUCACAGUGAGGGUCAAACAGAUGUCUGUUUCGACGAAACGGGAAGUUACCUUUUGACUUGUGGCUCAGAUGGAGAUGUACGUAUCUACAAAGAUUUUGAUGAUAGUGAUCCGGAAUCAGUCAGGGCUGGAGAAAAUGUGACAGUGUUAGUAGUCAAGAACAAGAAAAUAGUCACUGCAUCGGACAACUCUGUUCAAGUAUUUACCUUCCCUGAGGGGUCUCCUGAUGGAAUCCUCACAAGAUUUACAGCUCCUGUCAAUCACAUCUGCUUUAACCAAUCAGGAACAGUGUUUGCAGCAGGAGCAAGGUUUAUGAAAGAGAUACAUGGAAAAAUACUUUCAACUUGGAAAAAGAUGGUCACAGUGAGUUGGUCUCUCUGGUGUCUUGGUCUCCCUGUGGUAACUACAUUGCAUCUGCCAGUAUCAAUGGAGAGAUAUUUAUCUGGAAGGUGGCAACACACUGACAAUGAUGUCAUGGAUGACAGUUUGAUGUCUGCUGCCAUGGAUGCUGAUAGUGAUGAUGAACAGCUUAUCAUUGGGAAGAAGAAACCCAAAAGCAAGUCCACAGCUUGGAUAGAUGAGGAGGCAGAGGAUGAUGAUGAUGAGUUCAAAGACAUCCGCAAACUGAAAGCAGCUUUGGCAGCUCCAUUAGACUUUGUUGAUGGGGGGAAUGAUGGAGACACAGCUAGUGAAGUGUCUGCACCACAGGCCCCUAAGAAGGAAGUGAUCCACACUCCAUUUAUUCCAGUACUCCAGCCUCCUUUUCAACCAGGUUCAACCCCAGUCCACUUAAUGCACAGGUUCAUGGUAUGGAAUUCAGUUGGAAUAGUACGCUGCCACACAGAAGAUGAUAUAUCAUCAAUAGAGGUUGAAUUCCAUGACACAAGCACCCAUCACCCUUUACAUCUGACCAAUCAUCUGAAUCACACCAUGGCUGCACUGUCAUCCACUGCUGUUUUGUUAGCAUGCAAAGCUCAUGAAGAUUCACCAAGUAAGCUUGUUUGCAUCCAUUUUGGAAGCUGGGAUAAUUCAAGAGAAUGGACUGUUGCAUUACCUGAGGGAGAAUCAAUCCAAGCAGUGGCAACUGGCAGCUCUUUUGUAGCUGUUGCAACUGACAAGCGUUUCCUUCGCAUCUUCACCAUUGGUGGGGUUCAGGGUGACAUUCUGAGCCUUCCUGGCUCAGUAGUGUGUAUGUCUGGACACAAGAACCAGUUGAUGGUUGUGUUUCACAUUAACAACCCCCUCCCUGGUGAGCAAGCUUUAGCUCUUAAAUUACUGGAUUUGAAGCACAACCAGGAAAUAAUUGCAGAGGAGAGGGUGUUGCUAAGUGAGAAGUCAACACUGGCAUGGCUUGGUUUCUCUGAGGAAGGCACUCCAGUCACUGUUGACUCAGCUGGUGUCAUAAGACUGUUGUCCUGUUCCUUUGGUACAUCAUGGUCCCCAGUUUGUAUCACUAAAAGCAAUAUGAAGAAUAAGUCUGACAAUUACUGGGUGGUUGGUUUGGAUGAGAAAAGCCAGCAGAUCAGGUGCAUCUACUGCAAGGGGUCAACAUACCCACCCACCCUGCCACGCCCUGUGCUUGUCCUUAUGCCAUUGCAACUUCCGUUUUGUGAAAUGACGACAGAGAAAGGACAGCUAGAGGAAACAUAUAUUCGGUCAAAACUCAUGUUCAGAGCAUCUGAUGAGAGAGAUGAAACUUCAUCAAACCUGGCAAAGACAUCUCAGAUUCAGAGCAUCAUGAAGUUGUUUGCGUUGGCCUGCAAAAGUGACAGAGAGUUCCGUGCAAUGGAGUUGUGUGAACUUCUACCAGAUGCCCAUUCUGUAAGUUUAGCAAUAAAAUAUGCAGCACGGAGCAGACGCAUGAACUUGGCAAAUCGACUGGAUGAGUUGGCCCGUGAAAAGGCAAAACUGGCCGCUGAGGAGGAGUUUGAGGACGAUUUCCAACAAAUUGAUCGGCCUGUAAGGAGGAGUAAGAUAUCUUCAUCAAGGGUGGGUAGUCAUCGGCCUUCUCAUAUACCACGAGAAGUUGAACAAGAGGAGGAAAUCGAGGAGAAUGAAGUGGACGAUGACAUGGAUGUUGACGAUGACGAUCAACAGAUUUCCAGAAAAAAAGCGAGGAAGGGCUUAUCAAGAUUGGAUAGUCAAGACUUAGGAUCAAAACUCAUUUCAAAUGCAAAGUCUAACCCACCUUUGUCGCCUCUUCCGAGCUCAAAUCCAAGUCAAGGCCGAUCUAAUCCCUUCAGAGUAUCUAGUCCUGGAAAAAGGGCGUCUGGUGUGUGUGGGAAGAGUUUUUUCGACAGCGUGGAGGAAGAAAAGAAAGCAUCAUUGCAAAGGAAAAGCAAGAUAUCUCCAGAUUCCAAGCCAGUUCAGAAAAAGAAAAGAGGAAAACAAACCACUUUGAUGAAAACACCUCCAGAGAAAGAGAAAGCAACAGUGAAUAAGGAAACAUCGCCAGAAAGGAAAAACCCACCCUCUAAGAAAGUGAAUGGUUUUACCCUUUGGUUUGAGGAGAACAAAGGAGGUUUGUCAGAAGAAAAUCCUGAGCUGACUGGUACUGAUCUUGUUAAAUCUGCCAUGCGACAAUGGAAGGCACUUGAUGAAGAUGAAAAGAUGGAAUGGAACAAUAAAGCAAGGGAAGCUGCAGAGGAAACGGAACAAGGAGAAAAGAAACGCAAAAGAGAAAUGUCAGAUGAGGAAAAUGAAGACUCUUUAAAUACAAUUAAUUUAGCUAAGAAGACAAAAGAAUCAGGGGUGAAAGUUACAACAUCCAAACUGGCAGGAUUUGUUUAUGACAAAAAUUAAGUGCAGAUCUCCUGGUCAGUGUUAAUUUAUAACAGUCAUGAAAUUUAUAGUAACUUGCCUGUUGUCUCCAAGACUUUCUUGGAGUCAGCCACUAAGUACAGGUUUUGGUUAUGGAAUUGAUAGAUUGAUGGAUUCAAGCAGUGGAACUUGACAGGAAAACUGAAAAAACAAAAGAACAAAUGGGAACUAUUGAAAAGGAUUAAGAUAACAUUUAACUGCAUCCGAGAGAACUUUAAGCAUUCACUUGCCAUUUUCAAGAUUUUUUCAUAUUUAUUGUAUGAAAAUCUCAUUGCUAAAAAUCCUUGCUAUUAUGUGGCUGUGGUUUUCCCAUUUUAAGAUUGUUGCUACUGGUUGAAACUAUUUAAAGACUAAGUUUGACACUUUUUUAUCCUUAGUUUUGCAUUGUCCCAGAACUCUUAUUUUAUAACUACAACUAAGACAAGCGGGGAAAUCUCAUGUCAUAAUUUUUUGAAAAAAUUGAUAUAUUUACUUGUCAAUAUUCAGUAUCAGAAUGAAUUUCAAUAAAUUCAGUCAUUUGAAAGGAUGGGCAUCA
Molecule: messenger RNA, 3366 nt
Organism: Pocillopora damicornis (cauliflower coral)
Lineage: Eukaryota; Metazoa; Cnidaria; Anthozoa; Scleractinia; Pocilloporidae
Product: WD repeat and HMG-box DNA-binding protein 1
Biological process (GO): mitotic cell cycle; DNA-templated DNA replication; DNA repair
Cellular component (GO): nuclear replication fork
Molecular function (GO): protein binding; DNA binding; chromatin binding
Source: RefSeq, a predicted model, not a curated record